Molecule: messenger RNA, 2865 nt
Organism: Vitrella brassicaformis
Lineage: Eukaryota; Vitrellaceae
Source: the annotation of a GenBank genome assembly
AUUGCGAUUGAGUGUGGCUGAGUCAGCGUGUGAGUGAAGGAUGAUCGCUGAGGGCCGGAUCCGAGAGGGGCGGAUCCGAGAGGAGAGGUGAGAUGGGUCCACGGGCGGUGCGAUGAGAGAUCUAUGUCUACACCUGCUUCAGGAAACCUCACCGACCACAGAAGGCCCAGAUCUGCAGCCACGGUGCUCUUGGGGGGAUCCGCGGGUGCGAGCUUGGAUAUGACGAGCAGCAACGAAUUCGAGCAGUGAGGUAUGGCGCAUCACACCACUCACCGACGAACGAAAUACAGCCGUACACAUUGAAUGCAUUUGUUGUAAUUCAUGUCUGUGGUGUGCAGCCAUUGGUGUUGGCGAUGAGUGAGUCGGCAUCGAAGCGACAGAGGCGGGCGGCAGACGGAGAGGAGGAUGACUCGGAGAACGGACACCAGGAGGCCGAGAUGGACACCGACAGCCAACAGCAGCACAGCAGCAGGAGGAGGAGGAGGAGGAGGAGGAGGUCACACACAGCAUAGAUCUGGAGGCCUUUGCACAGCGAUUCAGCCAAAUCGUAAGCUGAGAUGCACCAAACGAACCACUGGCAGACACACACAUCCUCAUUUUCUGCCCUCUCUCUGUGUCUGUGUGGUGUGUGUUGUCCGCUCAGCCCGUUGUCGUUGCCUAUGUCUUUUCGUUCGUGUCGCUUCAUUUGGUGGCGGCGCUGCCCCAGCGGCUGUGGCGCCACGUCGGCUGCCAGAUCACCCAGCUGGUCACGGACACCCACGACACGGCCGAGCGGCGCUUCUGGUGCGGCCUCUCAUUCAGUGACGCCUUCGAGUGGGGCCGGCGGCUCACACGGCUCAAGUCCAUUGUCGUCAAGUACCCACCAAGUCUCGUCGUUCGACAUCAUCACGGCUUUUCUUGUGACUACCACUCUCUGUCGCUGCUGAUCAGCAACAAGAUCGUCACGGCAUUGGUGGAGGGCCACAGUGAGGGCCGGAGAGCCGCAGCGGCCACAGCAACCGGGCGGCAGGCGCCAACCACCUUGGAGUCCAUCGACAUAAGUGAGGGCGGAUCGGACAUCAUCGUCGAGGAGGCCGAGGGCCGCGAUAUCCGAGCUGCGACGGAGCCGUCGGUGGCUCUUCCCCCGCCCCUCGACCCGCCCCCCACCCUCACAUCCCUCAGAUCCAUUAUCAUCCCGGGACAUGAGCUAUCCAUGACCGGCAUCAUCCCGGAAGAUGAGCUCUCCUGCCCCGGCCGCGGGCGGCACUGGCAGCUGCCGUCACUCGAGACAGUCCAGGUGCGAGAGAGUGCGUAUGACGGUGAGGUGUUGGGGGAGCUGGUGGCCACGUCGCGGCGCCUCAAGGAGCUGCACGUGGAAUGCCACCCUGACGUCAUGGCGGGCUCGCUGAGGCGCAUCCCUGUUGCAGCAGCUGCGGGCCAGCCGGGGCUGCUGUCGCGGCUCGAGGACAUCGGGACCCUCAGCGUGAGAACUGGCGCUGCGGAUCUGGAGGGCCUUCAGGUGUGCGGCGAACCACACAAUAAACUCGAUCAGAGAGGGAGGGCGAGAGCUUCCUUGUGAGUUGCGUGUGUCUGUGUGUAGGAGAUUCUCGUCGACCGUGGCUGCCGCUCCAUCAAGAAACUCAGCAUCAGGCUCGAGGACUACGACAUCGACAGCAGCAUCUUCGCUCCCCUCUCGGCCAUCGAGACCUUCGCCAGUGCCGUAUGUGUGAGCCCUGACAUCGUCGACACCAGUGUCUUCGGCACGAGUGACAAUGAGGACCCUGUCGACUGCUUCGACCUUGGCCUCCUCUGUGAGGUCCCCACCAACCCCGCCCCCUCAUUCUUCGUGCAGAGACACAUACAGCAGCUGGCCGCCGCAUCAGAGAGAGCCCUCUUCACCAUCCUUCCCGACCACCUCACCACCCCUCUCGACACACCCAGCCCCGCUGCCAUCGCCCUCGCCGAGUGCCUGACCUUCCCCAAGGCGACGGCCGUGACGGUGAGGGGCCAUGGCGGCUUUGCGGCCAACGCCGAGGAGGUCGACCCACUCGUGUUCGACAGCAUGCCCGACAGCGCAUUCCCCGCCGCAUCGUCGCUGUACGUCCACAGCGGCAAGGGGCUCGCAAUUGGCCGCAGGCUGGUGAGCAAGAUGCCGGUGGUCAAACGCAUUGACCUCCGGGUCCCGACAGAGGAGGAUGCAGUGGGGGUGCUGCAGGCGGUGGGUGCAGGCAAGUCGUUGGAGUGUUUCAACCCCGGGUGGGUUGAUGUAAGUGAGGGGGGGCUGACGUGGGUGGACAUGGCCGACCACCUGCCGACCAUCAAACGGCUGGAUGUCCGUGUGGAGGGUGAGCUGCAAACAACCGCCUCCAUUCAGAUGGCAGCUAAUUGUGUCCUGGAUGUGCCCGUCUGUCUGUCUGUCCGUCUGUCUGUCUGUGUCACUGCAGUGCCUCAUGAUCUGGGUGUUGGCGAUGCCGCUGGCGAGUUUGGCAUUGCGUGUGUCAAGUCGCUGCUCAAGAUCCGAGGCAUCAAGGAGCUCAAGUUCGCGCUGUGGCCGCAUCAUGGAGGUCAGAGCUUCAAGCGGCUGGUGGAUGAGCGGACGAAUGGCGACACCGUUGAGGGGCUGGAGGGGCGGUUCGACAUCGAGUGGGGCUGGCCAUAUUCCCGACAGCAACUCAUUCUCAAACCACUCGACACCUGACGAAAGACGACAGGUGAGGUUCAGCUAUCAUGUGUCGGCGCGCUUCUCCACUGCGGGUGAUGUGUGUUGGGCUGCAUUGUUGUCCGUCAGGUCGGCCGGCCCAUGUUAGCUGUAGAAUGGUGCAGAGAAAUAGAUGUUGGGAGGCUGAGUGCCACGAUGGCGGGAUGCUCUCAUGGGUGGCCGCUGUG